UACUGGUACUGCUCUCACUCUCACAUGGGCACAUGGGCCCAACGGAGGCCCAUCUUAUAUAUAAGGGUGUAUGCUCCUCGUGGGGUCGAUAGAAUCCCCAAACACUGACUUCAUGCCUCGCUUUCUCUCUCUCUUUCUCAUCUAUUAGACUAUUACCCUCUCUUGGCAGAAACCCUAGAGUUCUGUCCUUUUUUGAUUCAAACCCUAAAAACCCCCUCUUUUCAGAUCAUUAGUCUUUUAUCUGUAUAGGUCUAAUCAUGGGUUCGGAAAUGAAUCUCCAUAAAUUCUCUUCAUCGGAGCACUCUAAUCCAAACUCCCUCACCACCGCCGCCGCUUCCGCAACAGCCGGCGGCGAUUCUACCAAAGCUGAACUGGCCCCCCCUCCUCGGAAAACCGCCUCUUCUUCAUCGAGGGAUCGCCAUACAAAGGUGAACGGCCGAGGCCGCCGAGUCCGCAUGCCGGCGCUCUGCGCCGCCCGAAUCUUCCAACUCACCCGUGAACUCGGGCACCGCUCCGACGGCGAGACCAUCGAGUGGCUGCUCCGACAAGCGGAGCCCUCCAUCAUAGCCGCUACCGGUACUGGGACGGUCCCUGCGACAUCCGUCUCAUCCUCCGGCACCGCUAAUCCCUCUUCGUCUACGGCCACCACCGCCUGUAAGGUGCAACCGCUUACGUCAGUUCCCAGCGGACAUGUGCCGACAGGGAUGUUCACUAUGGCGCCGCCGAGUUGUCGACUGGACCUGUGCCAGCCGGUGACGUUGGAGUUUCCCGGUAACGGGUACCGGCACAUGCCGUUCACAUCGUUGUUGUUGCAGUCUGGGACGGAAGAGGCGGAGGAGAGACAUCAAGAAGAGGUUCUUCGACAGCAAUAAAAACACACAUAUCUGUAUUUCUUCUUUCUUUUUCUCCUUCCCUAGGUUACUCUUAGCGCGUAGAGGCAGUUUAGGGUUUAGUGGGUGUUUAUUGUGCUAUAUAAUUAUGGCUCCUUCACAUCUGUUUUUUGUUAGUUUCAUAUGAAUGAGACUUUUUUUGAGGGAAUGAGGAAAGUCUAAAAAAUAUUUGGGAUCAUGAUUUCCCUUUUUGGUGCUAAAUGAUGAGUUGGAAAAGUUUCGGCUUCUGCAGCAAGUCCAUCGUAUUCCACCGAAACAAGAACUACACCCACUGUUUCCUUCUCCUUCUCCUUCUCUUUUUUCCAAAAGGCAGACCCAUUAAUUGAAGCCAUGUUGAGAAAGCAAUCUGAGUUGAAAAUCUCAAUCAACCAUGGGUAAAGUGUCAGAUUUAUCUUGUUUUUGGGAUGGAUGGGGUUGUGAAUAGUUGGCAGCGGGUGCUUGGAAAGGUUGCGUGAAUGGCAUGUAUACCUUUUUGUAAGCUUAUGGAUAUGGAUGCUGUCUUUAUUUAUUUUUUAUUUUUAUUUUUUAAAGUUAUGAUCUCAGAUGACUUUUUCAUGGUCAUGGGUAUCUUAAUUCUUAUUAUUAAGGUGUGAUGUUUGAA
Molecule: messenger RNA, 1491 nt
Organism: Vitis riparia (riverbank grape)
Lineage: Eukaryota; Viridiplantae; Streptophyta; Magnoliopsida; Vitales; Vitaceae
Product: transcription factor TCP11
Exons: 1
Coding region: 258-872 (204 amino acids)
Cellular component (GO): nucleus
Molecular function (GO): sequence-specific DNA binding; DNA-binding transcription factor activity
Source: RefSeq, a predicted model, not a curated record